CACCCAGUCGUCCUCCGAGCCGUCUCCGCUGCGUCAGAGCCUCUCUGGCGGUAUAAAUAGGAGCGGGCGCGAGCAGCAAGCCGCAGAUCAGCCUUUUCCCUUUCUGUUAGACGGCGGCUGCUUCUCUUUUUCUCUCUCCUCGCCCCUUUUAGUAGCGCCCCAGCGGCCUCCACCGCCGCUGCCACCAUCAUGAGCACCUUCGGCUACGAGACCUACUUCCCCUCCUACAAGCGGCGCUACGCGGAGAGCUCCCGGGUGCACCUGUCCAGCUCCCGGAGCAGCAGCGGCGGCGGCGGCGGCGGCAGUGGCGGCUAUGGGAUGGCUCGCUCCACUUACUCGAGCUUCUCGGCGCCCGCCUCGUCGGUGCGCCGGAGCUACGCCUCCUCGUCGGCCUCCUCGCUGCUGCCCUCGGCGGAUAGCCUGGACCUGACCCAGGUGGCGGCCAUCAGCAACGACCUGAAGACCAUUCGGAGCCAGGAGAAGGCGCAGCUGCAGGACCUGAACGACCGCUUCGCCUGCUUCAUCGAGCGCGUCCACGAGCUGGAGCAGCAGAACAAGGUGCUGGAGGCCGAGCUGCUGGUGCUGCGGCAGAAGCACUCCGAGCCGUCGAGGUUCCGGGCGCUCUACGAGCAAGAGAUCCGCGAGCUGCGCCUGGCCACCGAGGAGGCCACCCACGAGAAGCAGGCGCUGCAGGGCGAGCGGGAGAGCCUGGAGGAGACACUGAAGGCCCUGCAUGCGCGCUACGAGGAGGAGAUCGUCAGCCGGUAUGAUGCCGAGACCCGCCUCCUGGAGGUGCGCAAAAGCGCCGACGACGCGGCGCUGGCCCGCGCCGAGCUGGAGAAGCGCAUCGACAGCCUCCUCGACGAGCUGGCCUUCCUGAAGAAGGUGCACGAGGAAGAGCUGGCCGAGCUCCAGGCCCAGAUCCAAUACGCUCACCUCUCCGUCGAGAUGGACGUCUCGGCCAAGCCCGACCUCUCCUCCGCCCUGCGCGACAUCCGCGCCCAGUACGAGAAGCUGGCGGCCCGCAACAUGCAGAAUGCCGAGGAGUGGUUCCGCAGCCGCUUCACCGUCCUCACCGAGAGCGCCGCCAAGAACACCGACGCCGUCCGCGCUGCCAAGGACGAGGUCUCCGAGAGCCGGCGCCUCCUCAAGGCCAAGUCGCUGGAGAUCGAAGCCACCCGCGGCAUGAAUGAAGCCCUCGAGAAGCAGCUGCAGGAACUAGAAGAAAAGCAGAACGCCGACAUUGCUGCCCUCCAGGAUGCAGUCAAUAAAUUAGAAAAUGAACUAAGAACUACAAAGAGUGAAAUGGCUAGGUAUCUGAAGGAGUAUCAGGAUCUUCUCAAUGUGAAAAUGGCUCUGGAUAUUGAAAUUGCAGCAUACAGAAAACUUCUGGAAGGCGAAGAGACCCGGCUUAGUUUCACCAGCGUCGGAAGCAUUAGUAGUGGCUAUACGCAAAGUGCCACAACCUUUGGAAGGUCAGCCUACAGCGGUUUACAGAGUAGUUCCUACCUGAUGUCGGCCCGCUCCUUCCCUUCCUACUACUCUAGCCAUGUGCAAGAAGAGCAGAUUGAAGUUGAGGAGACGAUUGAAGCAUCCAAAGUAGAAGAGGCAAAAGAAUCUCCCCCUUCAGAAGGAGAGGAAGAGGAGAAAGAAGAAGCGGAAGAGGGAGAAGGAGAGGAGGAGGAAGGGGCCAAGGAAGAGGGGGAAGAGGAAGAAGAAGGGGAGGGUGCAGGAGAGGGAGAGGAAGAAGAGGGAGGAGAAGAAGAAGCUGCUGAGGAAGCAGAUGAAGAAGAGAAGACGGGAGGUGAAGAUGAACAAGAGGAUACUGGUGAAGAGGAAGCCCCUAAAGAGAAGAAGAAGGAUUGAUGUAGACUUGUAUGUAGGCUUCCCAGAUAGUUUAAAUGACUGACCUGAAAUUGCUGUGCCACAUAUUUAAAUCCUCCUGAUGUUCUUAGGUUUAAAGAAGUUGUCACUUACUGUAUUUUUUUUCCUUUUGAUGCAAAGUAACGCUUGCCGUGUGUCCCACUGGCUGCUGCCAAUCUAAGCAUGGUGUCUACUUAAUGAGUCCCAGAGCAAUAUGCAAUUCGGCUGAUUCAUACCCUAUAUAAAUUAAAAAGUGGGGACCACUGGUGGAGGGGGAAAAUAUAUAUGUCCAAGUAACUUUCAAAGUUGUUCUGGAAACCAUAGGUGAAAAAUAAUAAAAGUAUGUGCAAUCAAGCUAUUCAAUAAAG
Rhineura floridana is the source of this 2231-nucleotide messenger RNA. It is a transcript of the gene NEFL, whose product is annotated as neurofilament light chain. Gene Ontology annotation, molecular function: structural constituent of postsynaptic intermediate filament cytoskeleton. The record is from RefSeq and is a predicted model, not a curated record. NCBI's taxonomy places the organism in Eukaryota, Metazoa, Chordata, Lepidosauria, Squamata, Rhineuridae. Gene Ontology annotation, cellular component: intermediate filament; cytoplasm; postsynaptic intermediate filament cytoskeleton. The coding region runs from base 190 to 1866 and encodes 558 amino acids. The transcript has 4 exons. Gene Ontology annotation, biological process: neurofilament bundle assembly.